CUCUCAGCGGUCUUCACCCCGUCGUAAGUAAACUCUUCAGAAGGGACCCAUCAUGACGCACGCGGGACCAGCCAUGACUCGAAGUCUCCCCUGUCACUAGAAGCUUGGUUUAUCCUAAGCUAUACCUCUAGCCCUACAUCAGUUCAGCCCUAUGGCUGCGACUACGCCCAUGAUAGUAACGACGGCUAGCAACGAAACAGAAACAAACAUAUAGCAGCAGCACACAAGCUAAUCAUGUUCCUUCUUCCCAAACAUCUAGUGCGAGUUCAUGACCUUCAACUUCGCCAUGCAGUCCAUCGACCACAUCGUCAACUCUGCCGCCAAGACUCUCUACAUGUCCGGCGGUAUCCAGCCCUGCAACAUCACCUUCCGCGGUCCCAACGGUUUUGCCGCCGGUGUCGCCGCCCAGCACUCGCAAGACUACAGCGCCUGGUACGGUUCCGUCCCUGGUCUCAAGGUCGUGUCCCCCUGGUCUGCCGAGGACGCCAAGGGUUUGCUUAAGGCGGCCAUCCGCGACCCCAACCCGGUCAUCGUGCUCGAGAACGAGCUCAUGUACGGCCAGGUCUUCCCCAUGUCCGAGGCCGCCCAGAAGGACGACUUCGUCAUUCCCUUUGGCAAGGCCAAGAUCGAGCGCGCCGGCAGCGACCUGACCAUCGUGACCAUGUCGCGCUGCGUCGGCCAGUCCAUUGUCGCCGCCGAGGCCCUCAAGAAGAAGUACGGCGUUGAGGUUGAGGUUCUCAACCUGCGCUCCAUCAAGCCCCUUGACUUGGACGCCAUCCUCAAGUCCAUCAAGAAGACGCACCGCCUCAUGACGGUCGAGUCCGGUUUCCCCAGCUACGGUGUCGGUGCUGAGAUCGUUGCCCUGGCUGUUGAGUACGGCUUCGAUUUCCUCGAUGCUCCUCCCCAGCGUGUCACCGGUGCCGAUGUCCCUACGCCCUACGCCCAGGGGCUCGAGGAGAUGGCCUUCCCUACUGAGUCUCUUAUCGAGAACCACGCCGCUAAGCUUCUCAAGCUUAUCUAAGUGGGUGUAUAGGUGUGAUAGGGUACGUUGGGUCUAGAAAAGACACGGGUAGGAUGGGAAAAAAUACAAAAGCUCUGAAGACUUCAGAUGAUUAGACUUAGCUUUUGAAUGUAAUGAUUGUGAAUGCAUUUGCGAAAUGGCCUGGUGAACAUUUUGUGGUUUGGAGCCGCGUAUGUGUUGGAGAAAUGGGUUGUGGAAUACUGCUGUCUUUCUCUGUUUAUUGGCGCAAUUUCUGUUUGACUACAAAGAGACGAUGGUGACCUCGACAAAAGAAUAUCUGGACUGGCUAAUCUGAUGAAGUGAUCAUCAAAUUGUUAUGGUGUCUUACCUGUCCGUCGUAGUCAUGAGCAUCACAAACCACACCAUGAUGGUGCCCACAAUCAGAUAAAUCAUGACCACGACUUAUAUCUUCGCUGUUUCAUGACGUACAU
Messenger RNA from Neurospora hispaniola, 1452 nucleotides. RefSeq names its product transketolase. The record is from RefSeq and is a predicted model, not a curated record. The transcript has a single exon. NCBI's taxonomy places the organism in Eukaryota, Fungi, Ascomycota, Sordariomycetes, Sordariales, Sordariaceae. Gene Ontology annotation, molecular function: pyruvate dehydrogenase (acetyl-transferring) activity. Bases 269 to 1021 code for a protein of 250 amino acids. Gene Ontology annotation, biological process: pyruvate decarboxylation to acetyl-CoA.